Durio zibethinus is the source of this 2067-nucleotide messenger RNA. RefSeq names its product protein NRT1/ PTR FAMILY 1.2-like. NCBI's taxonomy places the organism in Eukaryota, Viridiplantae, Streptophyta, Magnoliopsida, Malvales, Malvaceae. Gene Ontology annotation, biological process: transmembrane transport. Gene Ontology annotation, cellular component: membrane. Gene Ontology annotation, molecular function: transmembrane transporter activity. The record is from RefSeq and is a predicted model, not a curated record.
GUUUUUAUAACUAGAAAGCCAUCACAUUCACGCUAGUCAUAGAUUAAAAUGAUUUUUUUACCAAAAUAAAUAAAUAAAAAUCAUCCAUCGUAGUUCAUCUUUCGUUUUAACUCUCAUUACUCAGUUUGUAGGAUAGCACUUCAACAAGCCAAAUUCCAGAGCCAGGAAAGAAGGCUAGAAACCAAAGAAAAUCCAAUGGAAACUCCUUCGGAUGAAAAGAAGACGAUGGGAGAACCCCUCCUGAUCACAGCCCCUACCACCUCAAAGGGAGGCUUCAGAACCCUGCCUUUCAUCUUAGCAAACGAGGCCUUUGAAAGGAUGGCGAGUCUGGGGUUAUCACCAAAUAUGAUACUGUAUUUGACGAAGGAAUAUGGAUUGGAAACAGCUCAAGCGGCCAAUCUGAUCUUCGUUUGGUCAGCUGCCAACAACUUCACCCCGAUCAUUGGUGCUUUUCUUGCCGAUUCUUGUGUGGGAAAGUACCGGAUGAUCGGAUUCGGAUCCAUUCUCAGUUUUCUGGGGAUGGUUCUCUUAUGGUUAACAGCCAUGCUUCCGCAAGCAAGACCUCAUUGUGACCAAUUUAGCAGCAUUUGCGAAUCCCCCACAACAACCCAACUUCUACUCUUGUAUUCUUCCUUUGGCCUAAUGUCAAUUGGAGCCGGCGGAAUAAGAUCGUCUUCCCUAGCCUUUGGUGCAGAUCAGUUGAAGAGAAACAAUCCGGAAACCUUACAGAGUUUCUUCAGUUGGUACUAUGCUUCUAUCUCAUUUUCAGCUCUAAUUGCGGUAACUUUCAUCGUUUAUGUUCAAGAUAACUUGGGAUGGAAAAUGGGUUUCGGUGUUCCUGUCAUGCUAAUGUUCAUGUCAUCCCUUUCCUUCUACUUGGCGUCUCCCUUCUACGUCAAGUUGAAAGCCAGGAGAAGCUUGUUCACUGGUUUAGCUCAAGUUAUAGUGGCCUCUUUCAGAAAUAGACACAUUGACUUACCAUCCCAGCCCACGAAGGAAGUGUACUAUCACGGAAAGGGAUCAAUGCUUCACGUGCCAAGUGAAAAACUAAGGUUUCUGAAUAAAGCUUGUCUAAUAAAAAAUCCUCAACAGGACUUGACCUCGGAUGGAAAUGCUUCAAACCCAUGGAGCCUUUGUACAAUAGAUCAAGCAGAAGAGCUAAAGGCAUUAAUCAGAGUGACGCCAAUCUGGUCGACGGGAAUCAUGCUCUCUGUGAUUAUCGCUCAAGGCUCCUUUUUAGUAAUUCAAGCAGGCACCAUGGACCGACAUAUAACUCCAAAAUUUGAAAUUCCAGCAGGUUCAUUUGGUAUGUUUAUGAUAAUCGCUGUUAUAGCAUGGAUUGCUUUCUAUGAUCGGAUAGCUCGUCCUUUAGCAUCAAAAAUUAAAGGAAAACCAGUUAGUCUUAGUUUGAAACAAAAAAUGGGGAUUGGACUUCUUUGCUCUUGUGCAUCCAUGGUAUCAGUAGCAAAUGUGGAGUAUAUUCGACGGGAAACUGCAAUCCAAGGACUUUCAGAUGAACCACAAGCCAUGGUGUACAUAUCUGCACUAUGGCUGCUGCCAUUUAAUGUCCUAGGUGGCUUGGCUGAGGCUUUCACUGCAAUUGGACAUAUGGAAUUCUUUUACUCCGAAUUACCUAAAACCAUGUCAAGCAUCGCAGCCAAUCUUUUAGGAUUAGAAGCUUUUGCUGCAAGUCUGGUGGCAAGUUUUAUAACAAGUACAGUUGAUGAUGUUACUAAAAAAGGAGGGGAAAGUUGGAUUUCAAGCAAUAUUAACAAGGGUCAUUAUGAUUACUAUUAUUGGCUUCUUGCUGGCUUGUGCAUGCUUAAUUUUAUGUAUUUUCUUGCUUGCAGCAAGGCUUAUGGUCCUUGUCAAGGAGAUGAUGAGGGUCAGGCUCAGGCAUCCAGAAAAGAUGAUCGUGAGUCGAUAGAUGAUUGUUAGUUUCUCAGAAUGUAAUUGCACUCCAGUUAGAUAUCUCUGCAGUCAAAACAAACUCUAUCUACAUGACUGAAUACACAAAUAAAAAAAUGUUUGGAAAAAUAGUACAUAGCCUGUAGAUUAGCAAAUAGA